AUGGCUGCAGAUUGGGGACCGAGGUCAUCAUUACCAUCAUCUGGUGCAGCAGCAGCAGCAGCAUACCCUAGCAGCAGCAGCAGCAGCAGCAGCAGCAGCAGCAGCAGCAGCAGUCGUCAUAGGAGCACGGGUAGCAGCAGCAAUGAAGAUGCAGGAGUAUCAGGAGAAGACCCAUCUUCUGCUGCUGCUGCUGCAGCUGAUUCAUUAUCAUCAACAGGAUCAGGAGCAGGAGCAGCAGGAUCAGCAGGAGCAGCAGCAGGAGCAGCAGCAGCAGGAGCAGCAGCAGGAGAAGAAGAAGAAGAAGGAGCAGCAAUAUGCGCAUUAACUAUUAAUGCAACUUUUGCUGAAUUUGCUCACUUUGUCUUAGCAGGAGACACAAAAGGACAAACAUAUAUAUGGCAAGUACCUAGUACUAAAUUGCUGCUAGUCCUCCCUUAUCCAACACUCCCUCUGCAGCAGCAGCAGCAGCAGCAGCAGCAGCAGCAGCAGUUGCAGCAGCAGCAGCAGCAGCAGCAGCAGCAGCAGGAAGAAGGAGGAAUGGAGGAUUCCUGCUGCGGAUGUUGCAGCAAACUUUUAAAUUAUUUAGAUAAGACAGGAGAUAGUGUCUCCUUCCCUCUACUGCAGCAGCAGCAGCAGCAGCAGCAGCAACUGCAGCAGCAGCAGCAGCAGGAGAUAAAGGCAGUAGGUACAGUAAAUGAGUUACCUACUGAUGAAUAUGACGAAGACACAGAGGGAGAAAAAGGAGAAGAAUUGCAUGCACUACAAGACACGGAUCUAAUUAAUAAUUCUCCUGCUGCUGCUGCUGCUGCUGCUGCUGCAUGCAUGCAAAAGCCCCAAUAUCAAGAGACACAAAUGCUUAGGGCCUCCCCGAGGCCCCGACCCAAGGGGGCCCCCCUCUCCUUUAGCAGCAGCGGCUCCUUACCUUAUCUACAAGGAGACACUCAUGAGCAGCAGCAGGAGCAGCACGAGCAGCAGCACGAGCAGCAGCACGAUCAGCAGCAUGAGCAUUUAGAGGAUUCGGAUGCUGCUGCUGCUGCUGCAGCUGCAGCAGCAGCAGCAGCAGCAGCAGAAGCAGCAUUAUCAUGGGAAGAUGAAUCACAUAGAGGAGACACAGAAGAUGAUGCAGCAGCACGGGGUGUCUCUGCAUGCAGCAACAAUUCUUUGCUGCUGCAGCAAAGAGAAGAAUCUCUUCCUUAUGUACAACCAGUAACACAAGAGUUGCUGCAGCAUCUGCAGCAGCAAGAGGAACUGCAGCAGCAGCAGGAGCAGGAGCAGCAAGAGCAGCGGCAGCAGGAGGAAGAGGAAGAGGAAGACGAUUCAUAUAUCUCCCGAUCCCCAGACAGUGGAGACACCGCAACAGCAGCAGGAACAGCAGCAGCAACAGCAGCAGAAGCAGCAGCAGCAGCAGCAGCAGGAGAUGAUUUAGGAGACAGUUUAGCAGCAGCAUAUGAGGAAGGAUUAUCCUUGGAUCGUGUUGUGGGAUCAAUUAUGGAUAGGGUAUGGUGA
Messenger RNA from Eimeria maxima, 1506 nucleotides. RefSeq lists its product as hypothetical. The record is from RefSeq and is a predicted model, not a curated record. The transcript has 3 exons. Lineage: Eukaryota; Apicomplexa; Conoidasida; Eucoccidiorida; Eimeriidae. The coding region runs from base 1 to 1506 and encodes 501 amino acids.